AUGGUUUUGGUGAACAUCGUGGUCAUCAUCUUGAUCAGCUUUUUGAACCACCCCUUUGCUAUCUCUGGUGAAGCUCUUGGCAGCCACGACGUUAGCAACGAGAAGGAGAACUUUGAGACGCUUGCGAGCUGCCGCCAGCUGCGGAAACACACGGCAGAGUUUUGUCCAGUCUGCCAGCUACACUGGCAGAGUGCCAUGGAUCGCACAUACGUGCACAAUCCAGGGGGACGGCACCAAGCCUACCCACAGUGGCAGCAAGACUCCCAGUGGCAACAAGCCCCUUCCAGGUGGAACCGAACCAGGUCCAAGAGCAGAACGCACACGCCACGUGGGCGACAUCGAUCCAAAAGUGCCCAAGAUCGCCAUCAAGGAGAAGGAAAAGGUCAACAGACACAGGCACCAAACAUUUAUUACGGCAAGGGACAGGGCAAGAUCCCGAUGCCGCCGUUGCCACCACCAGCAACACCAUGGACUGGCUACAGCGCACAAAGUCUGCCAAUGAUGAAUGCCCAGCAACAGCUGCCGCAAAUGCAGCCAGUGCUACCGCAGACAGCGACAACGGUGCAGGCGUCAUAUGCACCUCUUGCACCAGCGCUGCAUUCUUCGAUGCCUCCACAGCUCAGUAUGGAAUCAGCGCAAAAGGAGUUCAUCGAGAUGGCAAAAGCCAGGCAAAUGGAAUUGCCUCCGGACAUGAGACAGAAGGUUCUACGCAUGUCCAAGUCCGAAGGGGCGCAAGCAACCAAAGAUCUUCAUUCUGCAGUGCGAAGCCUUGGCCUUGCAAGGAAAGACGUGGAAGAAGCCCUACAAGCACGCUGCAAUCUGAUCACUUCCUGGAAACACUUCCUGGCAGAUGCAGUUCAACAAUGGCAAGGCUAUACCACGCUCUUCCAGCAGCAGGAGCAGGAGCUACAGGCACGCAUCCAACAGGCUCAUGCAGUGUUCACCACAGCCAAGGAGCAAGCAGAACAAUCACAAGCGGAAGCAGGGAAGAUCAGUACCAUAGAGAUCACAGACGAAGAAGACGAACUCCCUGGAGAUCAAGCGACUGUGGAAAAAGCCUCUGGCCAGAUUCAAGAGGGCCUGAGCAAUCUUACAGCAUCGCUCCAACAACUCCAAGCCAGUGCAGAGGCGAUCGAGACGGAGGAGAAGUCGGCAAAGAGACCGAGGACUUCAGAAACCCCCGUACAAGAUCAAACCAUGGAGGCAGGAGGAGAAGGCGCACUGGGAGAGCUCUACCCCAGCCGCUGUGAUGAAGUGGAACAAUCGUGCAGUGUGCAACGACGCACUGAGUUCCGUCGAUUGCCAUCAAGACCAACCUGGGCUAAUGGUAUUGAAGCCAUUUUGAACACAGAUGGCCAUGUUGACGAGCAGGAGGAAGACAUGGUAGUCUACGUCACAUCGUAUUUCAUCAGCCACCGUGAUCUUCCUUACCAUGAUGAACCCAGGGUCCUGAGAUUUGAUCGUGAGGUAGAGGAUAACGCAAUUGCGAUUUUCCACGGACUUGGAUUGCUUGUUCGUGUACCAUCGUUACUCUCGGAGGAGGAGAUUGAACAAAACCUGGUACGUCGAAUACAAGAACAGCGAAGACAAAGGAUCGGCAACUCCUGGGAUCCGGAUGAUGAUGAUGUUCAUCCUGAAGAUGCACGUCCACCACAUCGUCAUCAAGACGCUGGCAAUGGAGAUCACGGACCCGAAGAUGCUGUGUCCUUUAUGGCCAGGAAUGAGGUCAACUGGAGGAUUGCGCCUGAGCACCAACGACAACCUGCUUCCCUGUCAAAUCUGAAUAGCAAUCCACAAGCGGCCCCACGACAGCAGAGAUCCGUGCGUUUCCACUCAGAGGAUCUGAGGAAGUUUGGACGACUCUUCGAACAACAGGCCCUCAUUGAGUGCGAGGAGGGGCCAUUCCCCUUCGGACUAGUGGACAUGGAAGAAAUCCCCAGAGCAGUGGGCCUGGUCAUUGAGAUACGACGUUUUGAUGCUCGGCAAGAUGUACAAGGAGAUGGCCUGGAGCUCAUGCAACGCACCACCACGAGAUGGCAGCGACGUGCACAAGUUCCACAAGAUGGCUCCGAGGCAUCUAGCACAGGUGGCAGUUGUGAAGGCUUCAGUUUCAAUCCUGAUGCUCCGACUUUCGUGCCACAGAUUCCAAGCAUGAAUACAGUUCCUGAAGCAAUUGAAGAUCUUCACCAACACUGGCAACAGCAUGCCUUCACUUGGGAAGGUGAAACAGCAUCUUCUACAGUGAUGACGUGGUUCGUAGACCACUAUCACCCCGGGCAGCAAAUCUGCCUACAGCCACGUGCAGUCAGGCUUUUUGAGGAUUUCUCGCGUUGGGAACAACAAUUGAGGAACGCUUGGCAAGACAGAGCACUACCGGGAGCGCCCAUCAUGAUUCAUGUUGUUGAACCAGCGCCACCACAAGUGCAUCCAGAGAUUGCCAUUCAUGUCCUACUUGUUCAAAAUCCACAAGACACAUUGUCAACGAUUGUCCUCACAGGUAUUGACAACACAGAUCACCGACAAGUUCUGUUCACCCAGCUGGCAUUGACUGUGCGGGACAACUUUGUCCUUGACCAAGUCCUCAUGCUUAUUGGCCUAGGACAACAUUGCCUGGCGACAGGGACACAAUUUAUUUGUGUUGCUUGGUAUGGAAACACAGCCAUUCCACUGGGGACGCUAUUCCCGAUACGGGAUGGCUAUGGUAUCAUCUUGCGUGUUGAAUACAGACCGGUCCAACAUCUGCCAGUGGAUGGGAAUGUCCUGCUACAAACGGCUCUUCGAAACACACAGGAGCAUAUGCCCCCACAGGAACAAAGGAUCAGAACCUGCGAGCGCCUAACAGCUGCUACGGUGACUCACGAGCAGCGGCCGCAGGAUUCUGAGAAUGAUGAGGACCACAAACAUCAAUGCGGAACACGACGCACAACGAUCUGUCUUGAAGAUCUUGUGGAGAUUGAGACCGCUCAGGAAGCAAUCACCCUGUGGUAUGAACAUGCAACAGCAUUACAACCACCUUUCAUUGUUGUUGAUGUGAAUGCCAGUGAACAGGAUGUUAGCCUUGCCCUGGAAGAAUGGAACCUUGCGAACAACUUUGCCUAUAUACCAUCCCAUCAGAUUGUGGCCAUCUUGGACCCUGACCAAAAAGAGCAUCUUUGGAUUUAUCUGCCUGAUGAUCCGACACAGAGAACAGAUCAAAUCAUGAUGCGAGCGGGCCAUCAUAUGACCACGCACCAGCACAUGCGUUUUUUGUACACACAGGGCUUCUAUAAAGCUGUUGUCGUCAGUUCGGCACAGAUCCAAGCACAGGUCACCAAGGUCACAUUCAAGAAUGUUAUUGCCCUGCCACCUACGCAAGAGAUCAAGACAAAGGAGCGCACACCGUGGCCGGAGAAACAGACUCCACAAAGUGACCACAGGCCCAUUUUUGACCGACAUGCAGUAGAAGAUCGAGUCCCCACCGCCAGACUCACUUACGGCCUGUCAAUUGAGGAGUUUGAGGCCUUUUUUCAUCCUGAGCACCAUCCACUUCAUCAUGAUUUGAGUGGAUUUGAGCUCCCAGACAGCUGUCGCACACUGAUCGACAACUGUGUGACGCAUCAGCAUAUCGAUAGAUUGCUCAUUUACGCGGAUGGUUCGUCUCAGAGCAGAUACAAGCGCAAGCCGCCUUUAUGGAUUGAAGAGCACGACAUUUGUGACUCCUGGUGUUUUGCUGUCUUUGGUGAGAACUAUGCGAUGUGCUGGGCGGCACUAUGGCGGCUUGCUCAAAACCAUCGACUGCCGACGGUCUUCCUGACCGAUUCGCAACUCACUCGAGGUCAAGCCAGCGGAGACAUCGGUGCGGGCAUCAUCAGCACUCCAAUCCGCAUCCUCCGUGGCCUCUUUCAAGCAUUACAAUCUGCUCUGCCUGAUGAUCAAUUGCGAAUCCAGCACGUGAUGGGACACGCUGGAGAUGCAGGAAAUGAACUUGUGGAUCAUUUCGCCAAGUUGGAAGCAAUUGCCAGCCUGCAUCUUCCGCGCCAGGCCUUUGACUAUGGAACAUGGGCCAGGGUGGUCCCACAUUUGUGGAUGAUGAUACAACAAUCGGCUGAUCUACCCACUUUCACCACCCAUGGAUUUGACAUCAGUGCCCCAGAGCUCCCACGACCUCAAGGAUAUGCCCUGGAACCGCAUCGUUCUGAGCCAGUACGAAGCACCCGACUCCAGCAAAUCCGUCUCAGCUUGUGUAGUGCCAAUGUGAGAUCCCUUUAUGCACAGCCCCAGGGGCACGCAGGCAAACUUGAUUUCCUGCGUAACCAAAUGAAGCAUUUUCAACUCAAUGCAGUUGGGAUUCAGGAGGCACGAUCCAAACCUGGACUAAGCACAGCUGAACAUGUUUUGCGCAUUUCUGGUGGAGAUCAACAGGGACAUCUCGGAGUGGAACUCUGGAUAAACCUGGAGCAACCAUAUGCACAUCAAGGAAAAGCACCGAUCUAUUUCCAGAAGAAUGACUUUGUUGUUGUUGAGGAAGAACGUGAAGAAUGGUGGACGCAGCUCUCUGCUUUGCUUUUCCGCCACGUGCAGUCCGACAAGAUUUUUAUCUUAAUCGACGCCAAUGCAGCCACUGGACCAUGCGAUGACCGCCAUGUAUUCCAAAAUGAUGACCGCACUUCAGCCAACACGAAUUUCUUUGUUGACUUUCUGCAUGCGGCGGAGCUAGCGGUCCCCUCCACUGGACCCUGCCACGUUGGACCGCACCAUACGUGGACCAGUCCUAUUGAUGAUGAGCAGUACAGGCUUGACUAUGUGCUGAUACGAACAGAGAUGGUUGACGACUGCGUUCAUUCACAGACCAUUCCUGAGUUUGACCUCGGCAAUUAUGGAGAUCAUGUCGCAGUUGCAAUCCAGCUACAGUGGGACACUCCAGUCAUGCAAGUGGGCAGAGGGCGCACCACAGCCCGCACAAACGCCCCUGUGCAAAGAUCUGCAAUCAGUCAUCAGACCAUGCACUCCGCUCUCAUGGAGUAUGAGCCCAUGACCUGGUCGCAGGACAUUGAGACGCAGGUUCAACACAUGAACAACUUUGUGCAUCGCUGCCUACAACGACAUUGCGGCAGACCAGCAGCGGCACCGAAGAAGAGCUGUCUUUCAGGUGAAGUUUGGCAAUUCCGUUCCCAACGGAUCCAGGCCAAAAAGAGGCUAGUAGAAGUUCAACGACAAUUACGGUCCGAACUGCUCUACAGGGCCUUGCAGGGAUGGAGGGACAAGACCAAUACCAUUGACUCUGAGGCCAAGAUCUACACGACCACGCUGCUUUGUGGCAAACUCCGCAUUGUUGCCCGUCUUCAUCGACUGGACCGACAGAUGCGUCGAGAAUUGCAACAAGCCAAAGGCCGUGCUCUUGAACAACAGCUUCGACAGAUGCCCCAUGACGCACCUGCGUCGAUGGUAUUACAUGGAAUCAAGCAGAUCAUUGGCACCACCAACUACAAGAGAAAAACAAAUGCACUGCUACCAUUGAUCAACAGACCUGAUGGCACACCAUGCCGAUCGACCAAAGAGAUACAGGAUCGAUGGAUCGAAUUCUUUCAGGCUAUGGAGUGUGGAGAACGUUUGGAAGACUCUGUGCUGAGACAGCGGUGGAUUGACAAUCUUGCCCAACUUCGGUGCCGUGAGAACAAGAUAGAGGCGCGCCGACGAGUUAGCAUCGCCAAUGAGGCCUUCAACCAACAUCGACGGCAGCUUUUUCAGAACCCACAGAUCAACUUGACCAGAAGAAGAGAACUCUUCGUCACGCUGGUGCUGAGUAAGCUUUGUUACGGAAUGGAGUCCUGGACGUUCAAAGACCAGCAAUUGGUCAAUUUCAUACAUGGAGCGAUUCUCCGACUGUACAAGCGACUCAUCAAAGUGCCAGUUGAUCGACACAUGGACGAUUAUGAAGUUCUUGCAGUCUGCCAGCUGCCAUCACCUAAGACCCUUUUUCGAAGGGCAAGGUUGCGGUACCUGCUUACGUUGAUCAAUUGUGAAGACGCUGUUCCAUGGGGCCUCCUUCGCCAAGACCAUGUUUGGUGCAACAUGAUCAAAGAGGAUCUUCAUUGGAUGUGGCGACAACUCUGCAAUACAUGUGCUCUUCGAGAUCCGACAGAUCAUCCGGAUGAGUGGUUCUAUAUCAUGCGCUUUCACAAGAGCUAUUGGAAGACUCUGGUACACAGAGCCACCACGCUGGAUGUCAUGAAGAAUAGCGACACAUGGCAACUACGCUCUAUUCACUCCCAGAUCUUUGAGCACCUGCAAGCAGUAGGCGAUCUCAGCAUUGCUCCGCCACGGCUGGAAGAACCAGCAAGACUGCGAGGGAUGAAGAUGCAACGCCCCCUUACUCCGGGAAUUGGCUCACAACAUAAUGCCGCCUUGAAGCGACAACAUGAUGGGCUUUUACCCUUCCAAAUUGCGGCUGGACCUGCUAUCGAGCCGGGCCCACAAGCUGACGCAACACCCUACAACCUGGAGAUGUACGAGAAGCUCGCACUGAUCUGCUUUGAGCAGGGACAUCAGGGUGGCCAGCACCUUUGUAGCCAGCUUUUUGCAGCAGCGCAGACCAUUGGAUCCUCUUGGACAGAUUUACAUAUGACGGUGGAACAGCUCCUUUUGGACUUCAAUGAUGAAAACUGCGACCUGGCGCAGAUUGCCAAACCCGAGCUCCAUCGUAUCCUUGCUGGACUCCGCGACCCUGCGAACUGGCCGUUUAUGGCCAACAACGCAGGAGCCCCAGAUGCUCGACAUCGCGUUGAGACCCUGGAUACAUAUGAAGUAUGGAGUGAAAGCAUGGCUCAGAACCUUACACAGCAGCCUUGGCAACCUCACCGGGAAACGCCAUCCAGGCCUUUCGCUGAAAGAAUCAUCCUCCAUGCCUACUCCGGAAGGCGAAGGCAAGGUGAUGUACAGUGGUUCCUUGAAGAGUGUGCCGCGCGACAUCCUGCAGUGGACCUGUAUGUCAUCUCGCUGGACAUUGUCAUCGACGCGCACUAUGGCAACAUUGGACGUGAUGAAGUCCGAGAACGUUGGUAUGCUGGUAUGAGACAAGGCUAUGUCGCCGGCUUCUUGAGCGGACCACCAUGUUGCACAUGGUCGAAGGCGCGGGGGAAACAAAUCAAAGGCAAACCCACCGUAGGACGCAGCAUUGGAACAGACAGCACAGGCGUGUAUAGAACGGCGGAACUCAAAGAAUAUCCGCCUGCCAUGUGCGCUGCCUUUGCCCACGCCUUUCUUGACGCCACUUUGACUGACAUCCACGCAGACGUUGCACAGACUGUACAACACGUCUCGCAGGACUUUUUGCAGCUCUGCCAAGCUAUGAUCAGCAAGGAUUUUAGCGCAGAAUACGGUCCGGACUGUGUCAAGUGA
This is a messenger RNA of Cladocopium goreaui, 7377 nucleotides long. The record is from the annotation of a GenBank genome assembly. NCBI's taxonomy places the organism in Eukaryota, Dinophyceae, Suessiales, Symbiodiniaceae.